This is a messenger RNA of Amaranthus tricolor (Joseph's coat), 1360 nucleotides long. RefSeq names its product gibberellin 2-beta-dioxygenase-like. The transcript has 3 exons. Bases 152 to 1180 code for a protein of 342 amino acids. The record is from RefSeq and is a predicted model, not a curated record. Lineage: Eukaryota; Viridiplantae; Streptophyta; Magnoliopsida; Caryophyllales; Amaranthaceae. Gene Ontology annotation, biological process: response to light stimulus; gibberellin catabolic process.
AUCUAUCUUUCUCAAUCUUCCCCUAUUUGUCAAUAUAAAUAAACAACACCAAACAAUCUCAUUUCUCCAUCAAUCCAAUACUCCAGUUUAUCCAUACAUCCUCUCUCAAAACCUUUUUUUUUCCUCAAAAACGAAAAAAAAAAUUAAAAAAAUGGUAGUUUUAUCUCAAGUUGCAUUAGAGCAAUUCAUCAAAACAUGCAAACCCAACACCAUAAACCCAAACAUUCCCCAAAAUAUAAUCCCCACAAUAGACUUAUCAAAGUCUAAUGCAAAAUCAAUGCUUGUUAAUGCUUGUCAAGAAUUUGGGUUCUUUAAAGUUGAAAAUCAUGGAAUUCCCAUUCAAAUUAUGUCUCAAUUAGAGGAUGAAGCUUGUAAAUUCUUUAGUUUACCUUUACUAAAUAAGGAAAGUGCAGGAGUUGCUAAUCCUUUUGGUUAUGGUAAUAAACAUAUUGGUCGAAACGGCGACGUUGGAUGGGUUGAAUACCUUCUUCUUUCUGCUUCACCUGACUUUAUUUCUCAAAUUUCUGUCUCCAUUUAUCCUCAUAAUCCUGAUCUUCUCAGGUAUGCAAUAAUGAAUUAUUUAACAAAAGUGAAGAAAAUGGGGGUGCAAAUAUUGGAAAUGAUAGCAGAAGGAUUAAAUGCAAGAAAAGAAGAGAAAAAUAUAAUAAGUAAAAUGAUAAAAGAUGAAAAAAGUGACUCAUAUAUUAGGCUAAACCAUUAUCCACCAAGACCAGAGGAAGCUACUUUAAGUUUAAAUGGUAAAAAUAUGGUGGGUUUUGGAGAACAUACAGAUCCUCAAAUAUUAUCAAUACUUAGAUCAAAUGACACACCAGGCUUACAAAUCUGUCUACAUGAUGGAAGUUGGGUCUCUGUUCCACCCGAUCAAAACUCCUUUUUCAUUCUUGUUGGCGACUCUUUGCAGGUGAUGACUAAUGGAAGAUUUAAGAGUGUGAAACACAGAGUAUUGGCUGACAACAAGAAAUCAAGAAUAUCAAUGAUCUUCUUUGCGGGCCCACCAUUAAGUGAAAAGAUAUCACCUUUACCUUGCAUUAUGCAACCUAAUGAAGAAAGUUUGUACGAGGAGUUCACAUGGAGGGAAUACAAAAAUUCUGCCUAUAACUCUAGAUUGAGUGAUAAUCGCCUUUUAAGCUUUUUAAAGAAUAAACCUAACCAAAUCUAGCAUGAUUUAUUACUUUGCAUAUUCUAUUUUUAAUGUACCAUAUUACCUCAAUUUCCCUAAUCUUAAUCACAUUGUAAUCUAUGGUAAUCAAUAAUUAUGUAGGGUGUAUCGUUCUAUAAGUAGAUUAAUCUAAUACGAUAUUAAGAUAAGAAUGUUUGUGAACGAGCAUACAUAGUUAUU